Ustilaginoidea virens is the source of this 2106-nucleotide messenger RNA. RefSeq lists its product as uncharacterized. The transcript is spliced from 5 exons. NCBI's taxonomy places the organism in Eukaryota, Fungi, Ascomycota, Sordariomycetes, Hypocreales, Clavicipitaceae. The coding region runs from base 1 to 2106 and encodes 701 amino acids. The record is from RefSeq and is a predicted model, not a curated record.
AUGCUCUUCAGCUUGGAGGUCGCUGUGACGACCUAUUGUCUCCUGGUCGCCGGUUUUGCUGAGGCAGGUCCUCUCAAACGAGCCUUCAACGUAGCUCGCCGUGGCGACAUGGUUGCUUUUGGAAACUCCUCUUAUUCAUCCAGUGCCAGUGCCAGUGCCAGUGCCAGUGCCAGCACCGGAACGACAGUCCCAACUGCGUCUGGUCCGUCGCCGAUUUUCGAAACCUUGACCGGCACGACAAUAUCCAUUCCCGAGUCUCUACUGCCGGCAGCUCACGGGAGGGCUAGUUCGGAAACACAAGGCUCGUACUCGGGGCCGUUGAGUGUCAUCCCGGUAACCCUGCCGUCGAUACCACCCACCGCCGGCCAAACUUUCACAAGCUCCGCCGCCGCUUUGUCCUCCUCUUCCACGACGGCCGCAGAGCCGCCCUCGUCAAGCCGACUUGCCGGACCGGGCCAGUCUUUCACCGGGAACCGUCUCUUCAUCUGCAGGAGUCAGCGUCACAGCAUCCACGAAUGCAUCUGCAACUGCAUCCUCAGCUGCAUCCUCAGCCGCAUCCACUACACCUCUGAGCGUGGGUACGACCGGCCUGUCUUUGACCACGUCGUCUGCCUCCGGGCAGAAUGCGAGCGCUUCUUCGUAUCCGGGCACAACUACCAGCGGGAGCUCGGCGGUGACCUCGACACCAAGUGUGGUAAACAGUUCCAGCAGCACUACGUCCGACACUCGGAUUGCAACGAACCCGGCACAGUCUACCGCAGGACCAUCAAGCGGCCCAGCGACGACUGCAUCGACCAACUUGUCCGCUCCCCCCCGGGGACCGAGCAGCAGCCACCCACGGGCUCGACAACGGCAACUACAACCUCCGCGUUCACCACACUCUCGCCAAGUGUGGCACCCGGAGACGCAACCAGCCAAACUGCUGGCGUCUCGGAAGCACCGCCAAAAAAUGUCGCAACUACCCGGUCGAAUGUCUCGACUCUUACCCAGCCCCAGCCCCAGGACACGACCGCUCUCACAACAUCAUCACCAUCCUCCAGCUCAUCGUCAAGCCCAGUCAUUGACACGUUCACCCCGACCGGAACACCAAACGGCAACGUCCCUACCGCCAUCACCAGCCUACCUACCGGAACCAGCACCGUUCCAUCCGAGAUUUACGCCAGCAACAUUUCCCAAGCAAGGGACUUGAACAAGCUGUAUUCAUCUCUUACGCCUCAGUCAGCUUGUGCCGAAAGGCAGAUGGCCUGCAUCAACGGCAGGAUGGCUCAAUGCAGCGGCGGCGGGUUCAAUCUCACCGACUGUCCGGGGACCCAGAAAUGCUAUGCGCUGCCCAUGAUGAACACGCAAGGCGUCAAGCUGGGAUGCAGCGACCCUGCAGAAGCGCAACGGAUUCUGGGAAAUGGCUUCGACUUGGGCGGGGGUAGCAGCAGCAGUAGUCGGAGCUCUGCGAGCCGCGCCGUCCCGACGACUCUCAGGACAGAGAGCAAGAGGCCGGUACUGACCCGAACGCGCUAUGUGACUGUGACUGAUUUGUCGUCAACGUCUUCUUCUGCUCAACCAGCGGAUUUGCUGCCGUCCACGACGGAACAUGCGCCAACAUCGACGGCAGCAGCUGCAACAACAUCCACGUCAAAACUACCUCCGCCUCUUCCUCCGCCUCCGCCUCCGCCUGCGAGCUCGACAUCAUCCACCCAGCCAGGAAGAAUCGUCAUUACUCAGACAUUUAGUACUCCUGGCCAGGCGCGGACAUCCCAACUGCCCAGCACUACGAAUGACGUCCUGCCAACACCAAACCCCAACAGCCUGCUCCUCAUCCCCGUGGAGCUUAGCAACCUGAUACCCAAGCCUGCGGCUCCAACGCAAGAAUCCAACCAAGUUGCCGGGAAUGGUGGUGGUGGUGGUGGUGGUGGUGGCGGAAGCGGCGGCGGAAGCGGCAGCUUGAAUGGUAAUCCUAGCAGCAGCAUCACCGGAGCUCCUCGAACGACAGUCGUUAGCAACGGCACGCCGACCGUGUCUGUGUUUUUUACCGUCACGGUGACGGAGAAGGAGAGGAUCACCGAGACCGUCACGGCGACGUUGACUCUACCGGUCGCGACUAGUGGUUAA